AGCUGCUUUAGGUGAAUGUUGGUGUUUUAAUUUUUCCAUGUUCCAUGUUAAUUCAGUCCAUGGUUCCUUAUGUAUCACACGUGAGUGAUUCUCGUGCUGAAUGAGAAAAAAAAGGCAUGUGACUUGUUGACUUGGAUAUCUAACUUAAAUAUGAUUACUUGUUUGAGAAUAGCAGCAUGUUAGAUUACUCAUUACUUUUUAUUUAUUUAUUUAAAAAAUCACACAAAUACAAAACUGAAAUGCAAACAAACAAACACACAUACAUAUAUAUAUAAAAAAAAGAUAAAAUAUAAAGGAGGCACUUUGUACAUGCUGUACUACACAUGGCAGAAUUCUUUCAAAAUAUAAGGCACUUCAAUAGUCACACUUAUAAAAACAAAACAAGAACAAAAGAAAAUAUCCAAAACAAAACAAGAACAAAAGAAAAUAUCCACAACACUAAGAGCCAAUCAAAGACACAUCCCUGAGAUACUGAAGUGUACAAAUACUCUUCUUGUUCUUUGUAAGCUUAAGUGUAUUUAUAUAAGAAUUAAAGAUUACUCAUUACUGAAAAAUACUGAUUUAUUAGAACGACGUAUUACUGGCAUCACUACCCAUUUUGCUGUGCCAGAUCACGUUUAUCUGAUUAAAUACAAUGCUUUGUAAUGCAUGUGAUUGUGGUCAAACAGCGUCUUUUAGUGGUGAUUUUGUGUUACUACAAGUCUUUUAGCAUGGUAGGAAAUGGCAGUUGCACUAUGGAAACAAUUAUUUUUUUAGGCUGUUUUCGUGUAAUAAAUCGCACAAAUAUAAUCACAAAUCAUGAUUUAAAAGAAUGCCUCCAUAGAGAAUUUGUCACAGAAUUGUAUUUGACUGUAAUACGAAUUGAAAAGUAAAUACUGUAAAUGUGUGUAAUCAUCCAUUGGAUGAAUGUUUUCUCACAUAUAUGAGAAUUGGUGCGUGAAAAUGUUAAAGCUGUUGUUGUGUUUUUAUCUGAGCGCUGUCAGCUGCCAGACACGAGCUGGUUGUUAUUGCGCUUUGAGACGCUAUUGGCUGUCGGACUUCCGGUCUGAUCUGUGAUUGGCCAAGAUCACAGUUUACACUCGCUGUCCAUGUGCUCUCCACGCGAAGGGUGUUUUUCUACUAAAUGUCCUUUUUUUUUUCUGCGUCACGACCAACGGCUUUACGGUAAUAUUUAUUAAACACGCUAAACCUGACGUUUGUUUACUGUACAUUUAACUGUCGAUUCAGAGUGACAGUAGAAUAUAAAGCGAAGAAUUGCGUUGACAUUUCAAAGUCUGGAAAACAUUGUUUUCUGUCCCUCCAUUCCGUUUGCACACACUCUUCCAGUUAUUACGGUAACGACAACCUGCUGUUCCUCAGCUGAUAUGAGACAUCCUCCCCCUCGCAGCCUCAUCACGCUCGCAAACCCGAGCUCUUUAGUUACUUGGAGUCACCAGAAGCAGAAGCAUCCCGGUCAAGAAUGAUGUUAGACAACGCAGAAUACCUAGUGGACGCCUGCCCGCGGGAGCUCACUCAGAACCCGCUGAGGAAGAUUUGGUUACCGGGCAAGAGCGGCCACAUAGCGCACAGACGCGUAUGCAUGACCAACUGCCCCACCCUCAUCGUGACGGUCGGCCUUCCGGCGCGAGGGAAGACCUACAUCUCCAAAAAGCUCACGCGCUACUUAAACUGGAUCGGAGUGCCCACCAAAGAGUUCAAUGUGGGGCAGUACCGAAGGGACUGUGUGAAGAUCUACAAAUCCUUUGAGUUUUUCAGUCCUGAUAAUGAAGAGGGCUUGAAAAUCAGACGUCACUGUGCAAUGGCAGCUCUUAAUGACAUUCGGCAGUACCUGAGCGUCGAAGGAGGGCAAGUGGCUGUAUUUGAUGCCACCAACACGACGAGAGAAAGACGCGGGGCCAUUGUCAAGUUUGCGGAGCAAAAUGGCUUCAAAGUGUUCUUUGUGGAGUCUGUGUGUGAAGACCCAGAUGUUAUUGCACAAAACAUAGUGCAAGUGAAGCUCGGCAACCCCGACUACAUCCACUGUGACACUCAGGAGGCCAUUGAAGACUUCAUGAAAAGGAUUAAGUGUUAUGAGUCGUCCUAUCAGCCUCUGGAUGAGGUUUUGGACAGGGACAUGCCCUACAUAAAGAUCAUGGACGUGGGCCGCCGUUACCUGGUGAACCGCGUGCAGGAUCAUAUCCAGAGUCGAAUCGUGUAUUACCUGAUGAACAUCCACAUAACACCGCGCUCUAUCUACUUGAGUCGGCACGGCGAGAGCGACCUUAACAUCAAGGGUCGCAUCGGGGGUGACUCAGCCUUGUCGGUGCGGGGUAAAGAGUACGCCAAAUGUCUGAGGAAGUACAUCCAAGAGCAGAACAUCAAGGACUUAAAGGUGUGGACCAGCCAGAUGAAGAGAACCAUACAGACGGCCGAAUGUCUCGGAGUUCCGUAUGAACAGUGGAAAUCUCUAAAUGAGAUCGAUGCCGGCGUGUGUGAGGAAAUGAUGUAUGAAGAGAUCCAAGAGCAUUACCCGCUGGAGUUUGCCUUGAGAGACCAGGAUAAAUACCGCUACCGCUAUCCUAAAGGAGAGUCGUACGAAGAUCUGGUGCAGCGUUUGGAGCCUGUCAUCAUGGAGCUGGAGAGGCAGGAAAAUGUUCUGGUGGUUUGUCACCAAGCCGUCAUGCGCUGCCUUCUCGCUUACUUCCUCGACAAGACCGCUGUCGAAUUGCCUUAUCUUAAGUGCCCCUUGCACACAGUGCUGAAGCUGACGCCAUUGGCUUACGGAUGCAAAGUGGAGUCUAUCUAUUUGGGCGUGGACGCCGUGAACACACACAGAGAGCGACCGGAGAAUGUGAGUGUGCAGCGUAACACGGAAGCCGCUCUCAAAACUGUGCCUGCGCACUUCUGAGGCAAUUGCUUGCACUUGCGGCGUGACCUGCCUCACGAGGACGCUUGCCAUCCAUGACAUGAAGACAUUCGAGACAAGCAACUUGUUUUGUACUUUAAGAAUGGACACUUUAUUUUUUUGUUACACUGUCGUAUGCAACGCAUCCUCCCAAACUGCCACUGUCGCCAUAUUUUAAAGCUGCGUGUGAGAGGAAGAACUCUCCAAUGACUGUAGCUUGCGCGUUUUAAGAUGUGCUUUGGUUUUGACCUCAACCCCCCCCCCGUCUCUGUGGAUGAGAACCAUAUUUCUGUAACUAGUAGGGUUACUAGAAUAUUUGGGUGAUUUAAAUAACACCACACCCCAGCAUGAAGGACAUAUGAAGGGAUGGAUAAACAUCAAGAUGCACAGUAAUCCAAAGUCCACACUCUACUUGAAUCUAUCUGCAAACCUAUAAUACAGUUGCUGGUAUUUUGAUUAAGCUCCAGAACAGUAGAUAUCUAUUACAAAUGUACUGAAAAAACCUCAACAUAGUGAUUAUUUAACAUACCACGAAUGGGAUUAGAACUGCACUUUGAAAAUCGCUGUAUUAGUGACAGCCAAUAUAUGAGUAAAUUUGGUGUUGUCAUACAUAAGCUGUGGAAAUAUGUUCAGUAUACAGGGGGGGAAAAUGCUGUCACUUUGGAGCUUUUUCCUGGUCUCACACCUGAUUUAAAGCCUUUUGAACAAGUAGGUCAAUAUGAAUAGAUGAACUACAGUAAUAUUGGGGGUAACAUUGUCUUUUAUGUGUAAAGUUAAAUGUGGUCAACGGUGUAAUUGCAAACAAAUCUGCUUUAAAGCUGAGCAAUGAUUCCAAUUUUUUUUAUUGUUAAUGGGUGAAAAUGUUAGAAAGUUGCACACUCAAAACAUCAUGCAUCAACUACUCGAUGCACAUCCCCAAGAUUCUUACUUCAAAUGCUUAUUUCCUGUUGUCUUCAUAUUGGUGCCUGUACACUGACACCAAUACAAACAUGUUUGUCAAAUGAUAAUGAUGUACAUGUUUGUAUUUUAUAUUGGGGUUUUUUGUACAUAAAUGUGAAGUGUACUCGCCUUGCUGCUCCUUAAAAGCUGUACAAAUGUCAAUAAAAGUUUCACUUCUUGCUAGUGGCGGACUUUCUAUGCAUGUUUCU
Messenger RNA from Corythoichthys intestinalis (scribbled pipefish), 4032 nucleotides. It is a transcript of the gene pfkfb4b, whose product is annotated as 6-phosphofructo-2-kinase/fructose-2,6-biphosphatase 4b. The record is from RefSeq and is a predicted model, not a curated record. Gene Ontology annotation, molecular function: ATP binding; fructose-2,6-bisphosphate 2-phosphatase activity; 6-phosphofructo-2-kinase activity. The coding region runs from base 1460 to 2887 and encodes 475 amino acids. Gene Ontology annotation, cellular component: cytosol. Gene Ontology annotation, biological process: fructose 2,6-bisphosphate metabolic process; fructose metabolic process. The transcript is spliced from 14 exons. Lineage: Eukaryota; Metazoa; Chordata; Actinopteri; Syngnathiformes; Syngnathidae.